AUGGGUCUGCGCGACGUUUUGACGGUCUCGCCUCUGGGAUUGUCGAAAACUUUUGAGUUUACCUCGCGUGAAAUCGCUGACUCAGGGUUGACGUUAGAGGAUACACGAGCUCUUUCUUGGGACACAACUACACCCGGACGAUACGAUAUCUCGGUUGCCAGCAACUUAACUGUUUGUAAAAGCUUUCAAACACAUAUGUUGUGCGGUGGAAGAGAUGUACUUUUUUCACUCUGGGAUCUGGAAAAGCCCAUUGUUCCCGUGUUUUCUGCAAAGAAUGUUAGACCAGAUACUUUGGACCUGCGGGUUCCUGUCUGGGUCUCUGAUGUCUCCUUUGUCGAAGGCUAUGAGAACCGACUCUUCGUGACGUCAUCAAGAUAUGGGGAUUUUUGUGUUUAUGAUGUCCGGAGUGGUCAACGACGUCCUGUGUGUAGGUCGGCCUGGAGAGUGAGCCGAAAACAAGGCAAAAAAUUGGUUGGAACAGGUCGGUAUCCUGCGAUGCUUCGAGAUCUUACCGUCACACGUCCCAUUACCAGCUGCGUUGCUCUCACCUCCGCUCCAGGAGUCGGUUUGCGUGCAGUUGCUGGCAACGCGAUUGGUGACGUUUGUCUGUUAGAUUUCCGCAUGCCUUUCUCAAGCUUGGUAUUCGGGUCAGGUGCAGAGCCUAGGCGCAAGGCUCGGUCUGUAGGUGCAAGAGCUGCAGCACCACCGGUGCACGUCAGAGCUUACCAUCCUGCAGCGGGCGCGAUCUCGGCACUGGUCUGCGGCGGUGCGGGCUGUGCAAACCUACCGCAUGCCAUGCCCAGUGCUGUCAUCAACGAUCAGCCUGUAGUCAUCUCCGCUUCUGUUGAUCGGUUCCUCCGCGUCUAUCACCGCGAUUCCGGUGACCUCUUAGCCAAAAUUUUUACAAAAACCCCCGUCUCCACCUUCCUUAUCCGUGACUCGGCCAAGUUCCCCAUGGAAGCUUCUAGUAUGCCAGACAAAGAAGGCACGGCAGGACCAGACGAGGAGACGGACGAGCUUUGGGUUAGCAUGGAACCCCUGGAGUCCGAGGGCGAACCGCCGAUGAAGAGAAGAAACAAUAAGAGUGAGGUCAAUUUUCUGCCAUGA
Messenger RNA from Hydatigera taeniaeformis, 1107 nucleotides. The record is from the annotation of a GenBank genome assembly. NCBI's taxonomy places the organism in Eukaryota, Metazoa, Platyhelminthes, Cestoda, Cyclophyllidea, Taeniidae.